Electrophorus electricus (electric eel) is the source of this 4534-nucleotide messenger RNA. It is a transcript of the gene plppr4b, whose product is annotated as phospholipid phosphatase related 4b. Gene Ontology annotation, molecular function: phosphatidate phosphatase activity. The record is from RefSeq and is a predicted model, not a curated record. Gene Ontology annotation, biological process: phospholipid metabolic process; signal transduction; axonogenesis. Gene Ontology annotation, cellular component: plasma membrane. NCBI's taxonomy places the organism in Eukaryota, Metazoa, Chordata, Actinopteri, Gymnotiformes, Gymnotidae.
UGUAAUUUGGCCGUUUUGUUGUGCUCGCUGGCUGUUGCGAAUUAGAAUAUGAGCGUUAUACACCGAUGCGCGUAUGAGUCGUAAAAGGUGGAUAUUUAAUUGUGGCCAUUUAGUAAGAUAUUGUAAUAGCCCAUGUAGUUAGUCCCUGCAGCCUUGGCGAUACGUAUGGAGCAAACAGCAGCUGUGACAGUCGCCUUGAAUUGUCGGUUGAAGGUGGUCGCGGUCAACUAAAAAGGCUACAAGUUAUCCGGGUUUCUUGUUGGCUGGGGGGAAAGAAGAGGUAUAACCAUGUCUUCGAGAGAAAGAUUUGGUGCAAGGACGACUAAGGAUAGCAUUACUUUGUUACCAUGCUUCUAUUUCGUUGAGCUUCCAAUCCUGGUGUCAUCUGUGGUGAGCCUUUACUUUCUAGAGUGGACAGACAUUUUCAAGCCAGUGCGCUGGGGGUUCAGUUGCCAUGACCGCAGUCUGAGUUUGCCAUAUGUUGAGCCCAUGCACGAGGUUAUUCCCUUCCUCAUGCUCCUCAGCCUCUCUUUUGCUGCACCUGCCAUCACGAUAAUGAUAGGAGAGGGCAUUCUCUUCUGCUGUGUGUCCAGAACUCAGAGCGGCCCUGGAGCCGAGGCCGACAUUAAUGCAGCCGGCUGCAACUUCAACUCCUACAUCCGUCGUGCUGUCAGGUUUGUGGGGGUUCAUGUGUUUGGCCUCUGUGCCACUGCAUUAAUAACUGACAUCAUCCAGCUGUCAACGGGUUAUCCAGCACCCUACUUCCUCACUGUCUGCAAACCCAAUUACACCUACUUGAACACCUCGUGUGACGAGAGCUCCUUCAUCCUGGAGGACAUCUGCUCUGGGCCUGACACUGCCAUCAUCAAUGCUGGCAGAAAAUCCUUCCCUUCCCAGCAUGCCACGUUGGCGUCCUUCGCUGCUGUCUACAUCUCUAUGUAUUUCAACAGCACUCUGACAGACUCAUCAAAACUACUGAAGCCUCUGUUGAUCUUCUCCUUCAUCAUCAGCGCCAUCAUAUGCGGCCUGACCCGCAUCAUCCAGCACAAGAACCAUGCCAUAGAUGUCUACCUGGGAUUCCUCCUUGGAGGAAGCAUUGCUGUUUACUUAGCUCUGAAUGCAGUGGGGAAUUUCCAGCCCAGUGGUGAAAAGCGUGGCGGCUGCGAGCCUCAAGCCCGGGACCCGCUGCAGCCCCUGGCCGAGCUGGGGCAGCGUAGGGGCCACCACCUGCCUGCCAAAAGCUGCAGCAGCAGUGAUGGGCUCUCCUUCUCCCGCUCAGAGAGCAUCCUGCACCGCAGUGCCGCGGCCCGCCAGAGCACCUCCCUCAGCAACCUGAAAAGGUCCAGCGCUGACAUGGAGGCGAUCAGCCCCAUAGCCAGGGAGAACCUGGUGACCUUCAGCCACACUCUUCCCCGGAUCCACUCGGCUGCCAUGGACGAUGACGCCCGGCGCUGCGCCACCGUUCACUCUUCCGUGGACUCCAGUCGCUCCAAGCAACUGCUGUCACAGUGGAAGAGCAAGACUGAGAGCCGCAAGCUGUCUCUGCAGGCCAUGGAGAGAGGAGCAGGCCAGCCAGUGCCUGGAAGCCUGGAGACACGCUCCAGCUCCGAGCCCUCUGCCGUGGGCAUCAGCGGGGAACGCCAGGGCCUCAAACUGACCACCGGGAGUUCUACACUACCCAGCAACCCCAGCGGCAUUGCAGGAGGCACUAGGAUACCCAUUCAGUCCAGGCCAGGCUCUUCCCAGCUGGUGCACAUUCCAGAGGAAGGCCAGGAGUGUGUCAGCACCUCACCAGGCAGCACCAUGCAGGACAACUGGCUGAAGAGCAUGGAGAAGGGUGGGGUGCCCCCCGUCAGGACUAACGGGAAUGGGCAGCCACGUGUCAUGCAGGUCAUUGCUAUGUCUAAGCAGCAGGGUCUGCUGCCAACAGGCUCACCCAGCUCAGAAAGCAGCAGCCACACCAGCUCCACUGCUCCCCUGCACCGCUACAAGAGCCUGACAGAGGAGCCUGGGCUAGCUGCUGCCAGCCAGGGCUCCAUGGGGGCCAUUGUGAGGGUGGAGGCGCACCCUGAGAACAGCCGGCCACUCGUGCAUGCUCACUCCACUGAUGGCAGCGGCUCCUGGACCUGGAAGUCUCAGAGCACCUUCAGGCAGUCCAUCGAGCUCAACGACCUAAACCGAGACUCCGAGAGCUCAGAGGUGGUUCAGGAUGGCUAUGGAUCCACAGACAGACAAAGGAGAAACUCCACCGCUCCAGUCUCUGCCACAGUGCCAACUCUCCCUACCAUCUCUGCUGUCUCCACCCUAUCCAACACAGUGCAAGACCACCACCCUCAUCAGGCCAUCUCCACUAUCCGCGUUACCCCGCUGGAGAGCAGCGAGAAUGGCCCCCAGAGCCGCAAUUCCACCCUUUGCAGGAAGAGCAAUAUGAUCCUGAUUCCUGAAAGAGGAAACAGUCCUGACAAUACCAGAAACAUUUUCUACAAGGGCACUUCCACCACCCUAGCUUUUAAAGAGUAGCAAGCCAAUAAGGCCUUUUCACUGUUUAUUACAAAGAAAAAGGGGGUGAAGAUUGAUCAGAACAUGUUUAUUACACUGAGGUAUUCACUGUAUUUAUCCACAUGUCUGUUUUGUUGUUCUGUUUUGCCCUCUGGAUAGACCUCAUUAUUUUUUGAUGAUUCCUACUGUUUAUCAUGCAUGAGAUAUUUGAUGUAGCGACUGUAACACAAAAGCACAAACUCAGAACUGUUUGGAGGCUGUUGGCCCUUGUGAUAAUGAGGAAAUAUACUGUAGCAUAUCAUACAAAUAUUUUGUUGUAUGUGACACACUGUGAAGUUCAGCUAGUGCCAAGUCUUUAAACACUGUAAACAUCUAAAAUACAUUUAUAAAAGUAAUUUUUUAGUGAUUGUUAGCCAAUGCCCUUAUUUUUUGUAAUGCAAAUAUUUCAUGAAAUUGGUGCUGCCCUACUUAGAAAAUGUAAUAAGACAAGUUAGAAAACUGGAAUAAAGAGAACUUUUGCAAGCUGGCUCUUGAAAACAGACGAAACUAACAUUGUAAUCCUAGUUGUGCACUCUUGAGAAAACUGUGUUGUGAGAAGCUUUUAAUGACCAUAAGUGCUUAGAACAUUCUCUGUAGCUAAUGAUGUAGUCUUAAAAUAUCAUGAAAUAUCAUAUACCUAUGGUAUAUCCUCUUACAUGCAAUAGAAAGGAUUUCUUCUUUCCUCAAGUUAUAUAAUUUCAUCAUGACUUUGUCACCAAUUUACUGGAUUAGUGUCUCUGGCUCUCAAUUGUAUAGAUUUGCUUCACUCUUCAGUGCUGAAUUAUUUAGUGAAUAGUCCGUGUCCCUCACUCACAGGAAGGAGGCGAUAAUAUGUAUGUCUCUGUGUUCUGAGGAACGAAAUGGGUCUUCCUUUAGCACUUAUGAAAGAGAAGGGUGACUCGCAUUGUGAAUCACUGCGCUGCCAUCGUCACAGCCCACACCUCCAGCUGCUCUCUCCCCUUGUUCAUUUUGCACCCGAGUGGACAAAGUGAGCCAACGUAAUGUGGGGAGAAACUAAACGCUACACACCCUCAGUUUGCCUCCAUCCUCCCACUCUUAAAGUCCUGACAAUUUCUUGCCUCUAUCUAUCGGGCUCCUGUGGGCCAAGUUAAUCGUUCAGUACUGUCACUUGGUCCUUGUACAACACUGCACAGUAGAUCUUGAGAAUUCUAGUCACCUAAAGCAUUGUUCAAGUGUUUACUAAGAACAUGCAUAUGGUGGGUUUUAUAAAAAAUAAAGACAAACGCACCAGUUACCUAUUUUUAGAUUUACUUACCAAAUGUGGUACCAUGUCAAUGAUCAAAUGAAAUAGAAUCUGUUUAUUUUAAUAGUCAACAAUGUUAAUCAUUUUCUUUCACAAUGAUUUUGCUGUUUGACUUUUUAUAUAUGUGUAUGUAAACGUACCAAAGGGUAUUUUAAAGAAGCUCUGUGUUUUACUAUGGCAUUUGUAUAUUGGCCUGUAUUCUUCUAAUCCACAUAUACUGUGUCAGCACUGCUAGAUAAUCUGCAUGAUGACUUGAUACUCAACACAUUUACUUUGUUCUUUUUGUAAAAAAAAAAAAAAAAAAAAAGGGAAAAAAAACAUUCCCAUAGCUGCAGGGAGUAAUUAUUUAUACUAGACAAGAAAUAUUGGUCGACAAUCUUCAUAAUGUGUUAAAGUAGGUCUUUGUUGAUUAGAGUAGCAACCUCAACAUGGCAAAGGAUAGACUUUUGAAUCCUGUAUGUGCAUUUGAUAUAAGGAAUGUCUCAAGCAUGCUGUGUACUGAGGUAGUUGCAGUGCUGCCCUGAAACCCUCGUCAGGAUGAUGUUAGAUUAGUUGUGUAUGGAUGUGAAUCUGUUGUCACCUCAGAGGGAAUGAAAGCAGGCUCUGUGCUUAAUAGACUUCCGGAAAACGGGGUCGAUGUGGUGUUCCAGUGUUUAAAUAAAUGUUAUUUAUUCCAGAAUAAGGUCUUCCUCCUUUUCUGACAAGACAAUUUUGUUUGAACAUGUUUUCAUU